Molecule: messenger RNA, 2511 nt
Organism: Eremomyces bilateralis CBS 781.70
Lineage: Eukaryota; Fungi; Ascomycota; Dothideomycetes; Eremomycetales; Eremomycetaceae
Product: galactose oxidase
Exons: 3
Coding region: 1-2511 (836 amino acids)
Biological process (GO): cell redox homeostasis
Cellular component (GO): mitochondrion; cytosol
Molecular function (GO): protein binding
Source: RefSeq, a predicted model, not a curated record
AUGGAUUCCGAGGUCUCGGCUCCUUCUCCUGCACAACUGUAUUCCGAUCAGUUCCGUAGUGGAUCCACCGCCUUUAUAUCCAGCCAGAAUAGCAGCCAGACCAGUUUGCCGCGGAAUGCGCAAGAUGAGCCACCCUACCCAUUGUCACGCCAGCAGUCGGCAGCAUCUCAGACUGGUCCGUCUCCGGCAUUGCCACCGACAGCAGGGCUAGGAACCACCACUAAUACGGGGCUGACGGGAUUGGUGUGUAAUGUUUACCGAACGACUGGCAAGGAACCUCGACCGUUGGUUGGCGCAACCACCACGGUAUUAGGGGAUAAGCUAUAUGUGUUUGGAGGACGACGACUUUCUCGGACACGACCGCAUCUUACGAACGACAUGUACGAACUGGAUUUGAUCAAGAGACAUUGGACGAGAUUGGACUGCCAAGGCGAUAUCCCGCCUCCACGAUAUUUUCAUAGCAUUUGUCCGUUGGGCGACACGAAGCUUGUUUGUUAUGGCGGCAUGUCCCCUUCUGUUUUGCCCUCGGGGCAGCCGACCAUACCCAACCAACCUCCUACGCCGGGUGAGCCGCAGCCCGAAGUGGUGGUCAUGUCCGACAUUCACAUCUUCGACGUCACGACAAGAUCCUGGAUGCAGAUCCCUGCCACGGACGCGCCACAGGGCCGAUACGCUCAUUGCGCCUCGAUCUUGCCGUCCUCUGCGGCUUUUACGUCCGCGAAUGCACCGUUGUCAGCGAUUCACCACAACCCGUCGUCGAAUAGCCCCAAUCAAGGGCAGAUCGGGGUGGCGCUAGACGGAACGGGUGGGGCGGAGAUGAUCGUCGUAGGGGGACAAGACAGUGCGAAUCAUUAUAUCGAGCAAAUCAGCGUGUUUAAUCUUCGAAGUUUGAAGUGGACGUCGACGAUGGGCAUUGAGAAGAGUUGGGGCUCAUAUCGGAGUGUCGUGGCUCCUGUUAAUGGAGAGCUGGCGGGGAAGAUUGGUGUCAAAAUGAGGAAAGAUAGCGAGCCGUUACCUGCGGAGAACUCGAAGCUGUCGGAUGCGGUGGGCACCAGCGGAUCGGCGAUGCUGAUCUAUUCUAACUACAAUUUCCUGGAUGUCAGAUUGGAACUGCAGCUCCGAUUGCCCGAUGGAAGUCUCGUUGAACGACCGAUGCAAGGGGCCUAUUCCCCUCCCGGACUUCGAUUCCCGAACGGCGGGGUCAUCGAUAACUACUUCGUGGUUAGCGGCACCUUCUUGACGUCCUCGAAGCAGGAAUAUGCUUUAUGGGCAUUGGAUCUUCUCACGCUGCAAUGGAGCCGAAUCGACGCCGGAGGGAGCAUUUUCUCGAACGGAAGCUGGAACCGUGGCGUGCUAUGGAAUCGACGGAAUACCUUCGUGAUCCUUGGCAAUCGCAAACGAAACAUGGUCGAGGAUUAUAACCACCGGCGAAUGAACUUCAGCAACUUGUGUAUGGUGGAACUCGAAGCAUUUGGGUUGUACGAUAACCCUCGGAGGACGAAGCCGACAUCGGAAUAUGUGUCGGUGAGCUCUCCUUCGAGGUCGCUGAAGUUGGGGCCGAAUACCGCAGGAGGACGGCAGCUGUCGAAGGAGGCGGAGAGGUUGGGACAGAUGGCACUCGGCAUGGGCGAGCUUGCAGACAUGGACUUCCUUGCCAUCAAUGGUGAACGGAUACCGGCCAACUCCCACCUUGUCGCUCGACGGUGGGGCAAUUACUUCAACCAUCUGCUACGAGACGGCAUCAACGUCGACGACAAAAACGACACGGCCACACUCCGCGCCAAUUCCAUCACCAAUCCGUCCCGCAACUCCUCCAUCACCAUAACCCCCUCCGUCCGAACCGUCUAUUCCUCUGCCACCACCCUCACCAACAACGACGGCGCCUCCAUAACCACCACCCUCGGCCCGCAUUCCCCCCCCUCCCACUCCGACCGCACCCCCCACCUCACCGACCCCCCGGAUCCCCGACACCCCAACCCCUCCCUCCGCCCCCGCGCCCUCUACCUCCCCCACACCGUCCCCACCGUCCACGCCCUCCUCCACUACCUCUACACCUCCUCCCUCCCGCCCCCCAACUCCCCCCUCUGCACUCCUCAAAUCCUCUGCUCCCUCCUCCAGCUCGCCCGCCCCUACCGUGUCGACGGCCUCCUCGAAACUGUCGUCCAUCGCCUCCACGCCGUCCUCGACGCCCGCAACACCGCCGCCAUCUUCAACGCCGCCGCCAUGGCCGCGGGGGGCCGGGAGCGGGAGCGUGAUGGGAACGUGAACGGACGGGCGGACGACGAGGGGAGCAGCGCGGGGGCGAGCACGGCGAGCGCGAGCGAGGUCGGGAGUUUGAGCGGGGUGGAGGAGGGGGAAGCGGGGGAGGUGUGGCGGGGGGAGUUCAGUGCGGUGGUGGGGUUGCAGAAAAGGGGAUUGAGGGGGUUGUUGGAGGGGAAGAGGAUUCGGGAGCACGUUCAAUGGUGCCGGGGCCAUGUUUACUCAUUUCCCCUUUUGACGCUUUCUCCAUAG